Molecule: messenger RNA, 1384 nt
Organism: Melanotaenia boesemani (Boeseman's rainbowfish)
Lineage: Eukaryota; Metazoa; Chordata; Actinopteri; Atheriniformes; Melanotaeniidae
Gene: rtca
Product: RNA 3'-terminal phosphate cyclase
Exons: 11
Coding region: 136-1236 (366 amino acids)
Biological process (GO): RNA processing
Cellular component (GO): nucleus
Molecular function (GO): RNA-3'-phosphate cyclase activity
Source: RefSeq, a predicted model, not a curated record
GAGAAAGAAUCGGUUCUUAGGACCGACUCGUUCGUGAGCGAUACCUCACUAGUCAGAAGACUCAAACAGUCGGAAAUUACCGGAGAGUCUGCAGUUGUGCAAGACCUGAGAAAAAGUUGCAGUCGAGUGUUGUGAAUGAAGAUGGAUUCUGCGGCGGUGGAGAUAGACGGAAGUGUGAUGGAAGGAGGCGGACAGAUCCUGAGAGUCUCCGCGGCGCUCAGCUGCAUCAUCGGUUCUGCCAUCAAGAUUACCAAAAUCCGAGCCGGCAGGAGCACGCCGGGGCUCAGGCCGCAGCACCUGAGCGGCCUGCAGCUGGUCUCAGAUCUGUGUUCGGGCAGUCUGCAGGGAGCCAGCAUCGGAUCCACCGACAUCAGUCUGACUCCAGGGAAGAUCCGGUCUGGAAACCACACAGCCGACACGCAGACUGCAGGGAGUGUGUGUCUGCUGCUGCAGGUGGCUCUGCCCUGCGCUCUGUUCGCCGAUGCCGCCUCACAGCUCUGUCUGAAGGGGGGAACCAACGCAGAGAUGGCUCCUCAGAUAGACUACACCGUCAAGGUCUUUAAACCCAUCGUGGAGAAGUUCGGAGUCCAUUUUGACUGCGACAUCAGAAUGAGGGGUUACUACCCUAAAGGUGGAGGCGAGGUGAUGGUGACGGUGAAUCCGGUCAAAGAGCUGCAGCCCGUCACCAUGACGGAGAGAGGAAACAUCACCAAGAUCCACGGCAGGGCGUACGUCGCCGGCGUGCUGCCUUAUAAAUUGGCUAAAGACAUGUCUGCUGCUGCUGUUCGAACCAUCAGGAAGGAAAUCAAAGAACUUUACAUCAACAUCCAGCCGCUGCAGGAGAAGGAGAAGGCCUUCGGGAACGGCAACGGCAUCAUAAUAAUCGCUGAGUCAUCGACAGGUUGUCUGUUUGCUGGUUCAGCUCUUGGGAAGAAAGGUGUGUAUGCUGAUAAAGUUGGUAUUGAAGCUGCUGAGAUGUUGCUGAGAAACAUCAGACACAACGGCUGCGUGGACGAGUUUUUGCAGGAUCAGCUCAUCAUCUUCAUGGCGUUGGCGAAGGGCACGUCUCGGAUCCGAACUGGUGCUGUGACGCUACACACACAGACGGCCAUCCACAUCGCAGAGCAGCUGACUCAGGCAAAGUUUACAAUAACGAAGUGCGAGGAAGAGCUGAGCAGCAACGUCACCUACAUCAUCGAAUGUCAAGGGUCGGGAGCCGUUAACUCCAACCUGUAGCCCCACACACACUCUGUAAACACACUGAAAACACACUGAAAACACACUCUCCUGCACUCAGCAUGGCCGACCCUCUUAGCUUCUGUCUCUCAGGGUUUUUCCUUAAAUACUGUAAUAAUUAAUUAAAUAAAACUCUUCCAGACAUUUA